AUGAUGCUCACAUUAGAAGCAUUAGGCCACACUGAAUCAAAAAAUCUCAAAACCCAACUCAUAACAAAUAUUAAGGAAAUGUGUAAAUCAAAAUGGAAAGAUUCUUAUAUACCCAUAAUUAUACCUAUGGUUAACAUUAAGGAUAUUUUCACUGUAAAAUAG
This is a messenger RNA of Theileria parva strain Muguga, 162 nucleotides long. RefSeq lists its product as uncharacterized. Lineage: Eukaryota; Apicomplexa; Aconoidasida; Piroplasmida; Theileriidae. The transcript has 2 exons. The record is from RefSeq and is a predicted model, not a curated record. Bases 1 to 162 code for a protein of 53 amino acids.